AUGCCGGGCGUUGCCAAAUCCACAGCCUGUGCCAACUGCAAGAGAAAAAGAAUCAAGUGUGACCAAAAAUGGCCAACAUGUGCUCCGUGUCGCCGAAGCGCUCUGGUGUGUCCCGGCCCAUCGUCGACGCUCAAGUUUAUUCAACAUCUGGCUCCUCCCGCUGAUGGCACGCCUGCUGGGAAGCGGAAAGCGCCUGUGAGCUCCAAGGCCGCGCACCCAUUCGCGGUGAUGGUGGAUCGCGGCCAUUUGAGCCCAUACAACAACGGCGAUGCUCUCCACGGCAGUUUCCGGCUCCAGGUUCCUCGCUUUAAGUCUACCACAACAGCAGAUCGGGUUACAUCCCAGCUUGUCCAUCUCCUGGAAAUCAAGGAACGCACCGGGCUUGAGCUUCCACCGUACCUGAAAUUCGUACCAGAGAGGCUAUCGCACAGCGCUUGUCUGGCUGACUCUAUUGCCCUACUCUACUUGACUUGGCAGCAAGCGAGUCGCGGCCAGUCACAAGCCAAAGUGCUCGAGUCUAGAAUUUAUGGAAAGGCUUUGAAAAGCUUACAGCGCGCUGUGAACAGUCAGGCGGUUUACACGGUUGAAACACUGGCUGCCAUGGUGAUAUUGCUGGGCCUUACUGUCCAUUACAAACCAUUCACACUCAUUGACUACAGACCGCACACGGUUGCGAUUCGACAUGUUAUGAGGCAGAUGGGUGCACCGCAGAUACAGAGCAGCCUGCACAUUGGCUUGAUACAGAGUACUGAAGGCCUUAUUGGCGGCCACUUCGAGUCACCAUGGAGAGAAACAAAUGAGAUAUUGCAAUCACUAUCCGGGGACAACGAGCGCCGAGAAGGCGAGAAAGAGGUCGAGGCAUUUGCAAGGACGUUGCUCGAGGACAUUAUGACCAUAUUUCGCCCAUAUCUGACCAAUACCCUUCCCACAGUACUCAAAAUCCGGAAGGAUCCCAUCGCGAUGAGAGACUCACAUGAGUCUGUACUUCAAGACAUCUUGGAUGUAAGGGGACUAGUUGAAGCCGCCCGAAAGGACCUGUGGGAAGUUUGUUCAUCUCCUGGAUUCAUGGCUGAACUCCCUGAGCCGAACUUCUUCCUUGGUCACAAAGUCGUGUUCACUUCAUCCACGAUAGCAAAUUAUGUGUUAUCGCUUACCAUGAUAAAUAUCAGUGUGCUCGCAGUUCUCUACGACGUACAAAAACUAUAUGGAACUGUGAACGAGCCCGCACGUGCUGAAUAUCAGAGCCUCUGUCUCAAAAUGUGGAAGUGUUUGCCAUAUCUUGAGACCCUGGACGCUGCUACCUCUACUCGUCUUCUCAAAUCCGUCGCAUCGGUUUUUGAGCAUGCGACUGACGAGGAUAUUAGUAGUAUACUCAAGACCAACUUGGAAUGGUCUAACCUGGGGGCUAAGAGUAAAAGCGAUAAGGAAGGUUUCAGAGCAGAGGUGACAAGGAUAUCUAAUCUAUGGUAUUCUCGAGGUUCUGGGGAACAGGAGGUCCAGUAUUCAAUACGACCUGCCGAUAAAUCUUAG
Messenger RNA from Clonostachys rhizophaga, 1530 nucleotides. Lineage: Eukaryota; Fungi; Ascomycota; Sordariomycetes; Hypocreales; Bionectriaceae. The record is from the annotation of a GenBank genome assembly.